This is a messenger RNA of Meloidogyne enterolobii, 3283 nucleotides long. Lineage: Eukaryota; Metazoa; Nematoda; Chromadorea; Rhabditida; Meloidogynidae. The record is from the annotation of a GenBank genome assembly.
UCUUAUUUUUUGUUUUGUUUUGAAAUGCUGUGUUUUUCUUUUCUUUUUUGUUUUCUUUUUAAGUUUUUUCUACUUCUGGCAGUCGUCGUUGUAUCUUCAGCUGCAAUUACUCCAAAUCCACAAAAUGGCGUUAAUUGGUUAAGCAGUAUUGGGGGAGAAACUAAAAAACAUUCAGAACUUUCAGCAAAGAAUAGUUUAAAUUUAAAUAUUCCUUUUAAUGAACAACAAUAUUUUGAUAAAAGAAAUAAUGUUUGUAUUACUUCUUCUAAUUCAUUUCAACAUUCUUCUUGGCAAUCUACUACUUCAUAUCAACAACAACAACAACAAACAUUUCUUCGCCACCAAAAUCGUUCAGAAAUUGAAGAAAAAAUAUUAAUUCCAAUUCUUCCUAUUGAAAUAAGUAUUGUUGAACCAAUUUUACGUUUUUUACAAUUACUUUGUGAAAAUCAUAAUUCUACUUUACAAAAUUUUUUGCGUACUCAAAGAGGAAGACCAGACUUUAAUUUAGUAUCAGAAACUCUUACAUUUUUAGAUUGUAUUUGUGGAAGUACAAAAGGAAGUCUUGGAGUAUUUGCAGAAAUUGGGGAACAUAGUAUUCUAACAGAAUUUUGUCAAGGUCCUUGUCAUGAAAAUCAAAAUGCUUUAGCUAGACAUGAAAGUAAUGGAAUGGAUAUUGUUAUAUCUUUAGUACUUAAUGAUAUUAGACCUUUGGCAGAUCAAAAAAUGGAAUUGGCUUUAGAAAUUAAAAGUCAAGCCUCUAAACUUUUGUUAGCCAUAAUGGAAUCUAGAGAUGAUUCUGAAAAUGCUGAUCGUGUUCUUCGUUUAAUGGCCCAUAGCGGCACAAGUACAAGUACUUCCUCCUCUUUAUCUUCCUCAUCAACUAGCGGGGGCGCUAAACAAUUAAUUAAAGCAAUUGGGCAUGCUUAUUCAAUGUCUUCAACAUAUUCCCCCUCCCCUUCUUUUUCUUCUACUCCUGGACAGGCAUUAGAAGUUGCUAAUCAUUUACAGCAACAACAACAAAUAUUUACAAAAAAUAUUUCUGAAAACAAAAAAGGAGGAUUUAAAUAUUUAAUUUCUUGGAUUUGGCCUUUUUCUAAAAAUAAUUUAAAUAAACCAGAAAUUUGUUUAUCUUCUAAUGGAAAUAAUUUAAAGAAUAGUAAUAAAGAAGAAAAAGACAAAAUUAAAGACAAAACUACUUUAUUAACAACAUCUACUACAACUUUAGUUGACCCUAAAGAAGUUGGCCACAAUAUAUUUAUUUUAGCCCAACAAUUAGGUCGACAUAGUAAAGAAUUAAAUUGGCAUCUUUGCCCAGAAAAUGCAACAAAUGAAAAUAUUAAAAAUGCUUUAACAUUUUAUCAGCAACAUACUGGACAAAUUGAAAUUGUUCGUUCUGAUCGAAAAAUGGAAAGAGUACUUUUUCCAAUUAAUGAUAUUUGUGGGUUUUUAACUGAUGAAACAAAACAUUCAGUUUUUGUAAAUACCGAAAAGGAUGCACAAGGAUCGAAAAUUUCUGAUUUUUUUGAUAAAUGGCCUAAUUUAUAUAAUGAAAUGAAAUGGCAAAAAAAAUUACAAAAUAGACAAUUAUUAAGUUAUUUCACUAAACGUUUACAUAUUUGGUCAAGAAUUUGUUUCUUCUUGUCUGUUCUUCUUAAUUUAAUUUUAGCAAUUUCCUAUCCAUUUGAACAUUCACAAAAUUUUGGACAAUCACUAUUCUUGAGUGCUGACAAUCCUUUUAUUUAUUUAUCUUUUUUGGUUGCUCUUUUAUAUUUUUUCUUUUGUUGUUCUCCUGAAUGGCAUUCUGUUGGAUUAUCCUUUUGUUCACAAAUUAGUUUAUUUUUGGCCAUGUUUUCAUCGUCAAUUUUAUCAACAGCGCUUUUUGGAUUAUUACCAACACUUUGGAUUUUGGGUACUUUACAAUUUGUUGUCAAAUGUAUCCACAUAACUAGUUAUUCAGGCAAUAAAGGAUUUGUGGAAGACCAUAAUUGGAAACAAAUAUUUUCUGAUUCAACAUUUUUAUAUCAUUUGGCUUAUUUAAUUUGUUGUUUGUUAGGACUUUUAAUCCAUCCAUUUAUUUAUUCUUUAUUGUUAUUUGAUGUUAUUGCUUGUGAAGAAACACUUCAAAAUGUUAUUAGAUCAGUUACUCGUAAUUGGCAAUCUAUAUUUUUAACUGGUCUUUUAGCAUUAAUUUUAGUUUAUCAUUUCUCUAUUAUUGGGUAUUUAUUUUUUCAAAGAGAUUUUCGAUUAGAAGUACAUAAAUUAACGGAUUCUGAAGAAGAAAUUGGAAAUAAAUGUUUAAAUCAAAAUAAUUAUUUUUAUAAAAAUUAUUUAAAAGAAGAGGAAAAUAAACAAAAAUGUGAAGAAAAAAAUAAUUUAAUUGAAGAAGAUGAUGAAUUAGAAUUAAAAGUACCUUCUUGUGAGACACUUAGAAUGUGUAUCUUAACAACACUUAAUUGGGGACUUAGGAAUGGAGGUGGAAUUGGUGAUGUUUUGAGAAGUGUUAGUCCACAUGAGCCUUAUUUCUUUUGGAGAAUUUUGUAUGAUAUGACUUUUUAUAUUGUUUUAAUUAUUAUUGUUCUUAAUUUAAUUUUUGGAGUAAUUAUUGACACUUUUGGUGAUUUGAGAACAGAAAAAAAUGAAAAAGAAUUUACUUUGAGAAAUACUUGUUUUAUUUGCGGAUUGGAAAGAGGAAAAUUUGAUAAUAAAUCAGUUCAAGUAACUUUUGAUGAGCAUAAUGAAAGGGAACAUAAUCUUUGGCAUUAUAUUUAUUUUAUUGUUUGGUUACAAAUUAAGGAUGAAACAGAAUUUACUGGACCUGAAAGUUUUGUAUCUAAAUGUGUUAAAAAUCAUAAUAUGGAUUGGUUUCCAAGAAUGCAAGCAAUUUCUUUACAAAAAGAAAAUGAAAAUAAUUUGGAAGAAAUUGAGAAUAAUAAUAUACAAAAACAGCAAAUAUUACAAUUAGAAUUAAAUAAUUUAAGAGAACAAUUACAACAAAAUCAAUCUUUACUUAGAGAAUUUGGACAAAGAAUGCAGGAAUUACAUCAAUUAUUAAUUAUUGAUCAACAACAAAAUUAAAAAUAAAUAAAUAAUAAUUAAUGCCAAAGACUGCCAUUUAUAGGAAUAUAUUAAUUUAAAUUAAAAUAUAAUUUUAUGACAAAAAUUUAACACAUCUUUUUCUUAAUAACUCCAAAAACAAAAUUACUUAUUUCCAUUCUUUUGCCAUUAUUAUUUAAUUUUAAAUCUUGCCUUAACCAAAAGUUGAAUUUUUUGUAGCCUUCCUCAG